AGGUGGAGUCGAGACUGCGCCAGUCGACAUGGACACUCUACAAUGUGAGUGUUUGUUGUUAGUGAUGUGUCGUCAGUAAUCAUGAAGGGUUCACCUAAAAGUGAGGCAUCAUUGGAACAAUCAAUUGAUCUUGAAUACGGUGAAAAUGAAUCAAGUUUGGAUCAACAGCAACCCUCAUCAUCAUCAUCAACCACUGUGGCUUCAACCUCAACUAGUGCCGUUUACUGUGGCGGCUGUGGACACACCAUUGUGGACCGAUAUUAUCUGGUCUUUGAUGAUAAACAUUGGCAUUCAUGGUGUUUAACUUGUGCUGAAUGUGGUUGUAACCUUGAGAAGCGGUGUUUCGUUCGAAACGGAUUAACCUAUUGUAAGCACGAUUACCAUCGGUUAUUUGUUUCAUUUAGAUCGUGCAGUAAAUGCUGUCAAAUUAUUAAACCCAAUCAACUGGUGAUGAAGGUCAACUCGCAAAAUUUUUAUCACCUCGAUUGUUUCACCUGUUCACAGUGUUUCUCAGUACUUCACAAAAAUGAUUAUUACGUGUUGAUUGACGGUAAAAUUUACUGCUCCGAUCACUACAGUAGUCUUGUAAAAAAGUCAACCUCAUCUUUAUCAUCCAACCGAGAAUCAUCUUUAUCAUGCAACACCCGGGAACCAUCAUCAUUACCAUCAAACACACGAGAACCAUCUUUAUCAUCAAAUAACCGAGAACCAUCAUCACUAUCAUCCGCUUCCCCUGCUUCAUCCAGCAGCAACAAUGGCAAUAGUAAAAGCAAAAGCAAAAGAGUCCGAACAUCGUUUAAACACGCUCAACUGAAGACCAUGAAGUCUUACUUCUCUGUUAAUCAAAACCCGGACGCCAAGGAUUUGAAAGGAUUGUCCACCAAAACUGGCCUUUCCAAAAGGGUCCUUCAGGUUUGGUUUCAAAAUGCUCGUGCUAAAUGGCGUAAAAAUAACCCUAAACACGGCGAUUGUUCAUCAACAUCGGGCAACUCAAAGCAAUCCAAGGGAAACACAUCAAACUGUUCAACCCUUGGAACUGGUUGUGAUACAAAUAGCCAGCAAAGUCAAUCCCAGUUGAACUCAUUGAACGGUUUAACCUCUUCUAUUGCUCCAGCCAGUCCAUCAACAGGCAUCGGCAGUCCAGGUGGCAGUAGUCAUUCACGGCCCUUUUCAACGCCAAGUCCAUCAUCAGGUUUAACGAUACACGAACCAUCAUCGUUACUGUUGACCAAUUCAAAUGGUUCUUCAUUAGAUCAAUUUCCACCCUUAACUGGUCCCAGUCCAACUCCAGAGAGUCCAAAUCAAUCAUUACAACAACAGCAACAGUCAUCAUCAUCCUCUUCAGAACCAUUAGGUUUAUCAUUACCACCAACAGGAGUUGGACCAACCUCAGUAUCUUCAUGUUCAUCCCCAUCAAUUUCCCACCAUCAACAUGUUCAACAACAUUCACUUGGACCAUCUCAGUCUCCACUUUCAAUUCCAAUAGAAUCACAUUUAACUGGAGUUGUAACACCUCACCAACCACCCUCACUGUUAACCUCAUCAGGACUCGCUCUUCAUCCAACCACUUCACACCAUUCAGCCCUACAUACACCCUUAUCCUUACCCAUUGAUCAUCAUUCAAUCCAUCUUCAUCGUCACCCGGAGGGUUCCUCAAUGUAUUCACCGUUUGAAGAAACACUCCUUCCUCAUUCCACCUCAUUUCAACCUCUCUAUUGACAGUUAACUCAAAAAUCAACUUUUUAUUAACAAAUUUCAUUCUAUUUAAAUUUCAAGUUGUAACUUUUUCGCCUCCACUCAUUUCAACAGAAUCAUCAUUCUUCUCCUCAUGAUCAUCGUGUUUAUCAUCCAUCUUUCGGUCUAAUUAAUUUUCAAAUAAGUUACUAGGAAUAAAAGGACACUUUUGACCACAUUUCAAGCAAAAUUCAAGGCUGGGCUUUCAAGUUGUCUACAAACUUUUUUCAGGGUUAGUCCAAAGUUGAAACAUUGAACAACCAUUUUGUUGAUGGAUUGAACCAUUGAUAAUGAUGAAGAUGUUGAUGAAUUGAAUAUCCAUGAAAACAAAUAACGAUGAGUCUUUUGUUGUUGUUUUUAUCAAUCAAAAGAGGAAUAAUUAAAGAUGCGCCAUGAAUCAGGUUAAAGGUAAAUGUAAACACUCGCAACAUGUUAACAUGUAAAGGUAGAUAAACAGAUGAAAGAAAAAAACAGAUCGAAAUCAAUCAAUUUCGUUCCUCAUCAAUUCUCAAGUUGAUAAAUAAAUGACAUUUAAACAUAAGCUGGACAAAGUCAUUGCAUAUUUUACUGGUUAUCAAUCGGAAAGUGGCAUCUCACCUUUCACUGGUUUACCUUCAACUGUGUGCAAACUGAAACAUAUUUUGUAAUAACAUUGAAAAGUAAUUUCAAUUUACAGAGACUUCAACUCUGCUAAUCAAUCAAACUACUGUCAAACUGUUUAAUGACGAUCAAAUUAUUGGUGAUCAAGAGAGAGAUGACAAUUUUGAAACCAUCAACUCAUUGGAAUAUCAUUUUUCAUCUUUUCUCCUCCAAUUAAUGGCACUUUUAAUCACAUUCAUUAUCAUCUCUUUUCCUCUUUACAUUCAAUUCUUUGUUUCGUUUUCCUUUUGUCUAAAUUUGCUAUUCCAAAAGCUCAUCAUGAAUGACCAUCAAUCCCAUUUCACCAUAAUGUUGUUCAAAACCCCACCUCAAACCUUGUUUCCUCUGUAAUCACCUCUUCUAAUGCACAAACAGAUUACAAAUUUAAAAAAGUAUAAAUAUUAUAAAUAAAAUAACAAUAACGACAAUAUU
Tetranychus urticae (two-spotted spider mite) is the source of this 2805-nucleotide messenger RNA. RefSeq lists its product as uncharacterized. The record is from RefSeq and is a predicted model, not a curated record. NCBI's taxonomy places the organism in Eukaryota, Metazoa, Arthropoda, Arachnida, Trombidiformes, Tetranychidae. Gene Ontology annotation, biological process: neuron differentiation; regulation of transcription by RNA polymerase II. Gene Ontology annotation, molecular function: DNA-binding transcription factor activity, RNA polymerase II-specific; RNA polymerase II transcription regulatory region sequence-specific DNA binding. Gene Ontology annotation, cellular component: nucleus.